AUGGGGGAUGAUAAGCUUCAUGUUCUUUGGAACUUUAAUUUGGCAAAGUUUUUUAAUCCAGAACGUGCUGCAUUAAUUAAAAGUUUGUGGAAUGGAUUUGCUAAGUUAUAUGACCUUUUAGGAGAAAUAAAAACAGAUCCACAAUAUUUUCGUUUAAAAGCAAAAGUAUGGUACGAAUUAUUUUUGAAAAAAACUGUGAUAGAUCCUAAAACUAAUAAUAUUUUAGAACAAGGACUUUAUCGAUCAUCAGAUAAAACUCUCAAGAAUGGUGGAAAUUUUCAAAAUAAAACAUCAGCAAUCUGCGAAAUUUUGGAACAUGAAAACUGA
Messenger RNA from Rhizophagus irregularis DAOM 181602=DAOM 197198, 327 nucleotides. RefSeq lists its product as uncharacterized. The record is from RefSeq and is a predicted model, not a curated record. Lineage: Eukaryota; Fungi; Glomeromycota; Glomeromycetes; Glomerales; Glomeraceae.